Aureococcus anophagefferens is the source of this 369-nucleotide messenger RNA. RefSeq lists its product as hypothetical. Gene Ontology annotation, biological process: phospholipid translocation. Gene Ontology annotation, molecular function: ATPase-coupled intramembrane lipid carrier activity. NCBI's taxonomy places the organism in Eukaryota, Pelagophyceae, Pelagomonadales, Pelagomonadaceae. Gene Ontology annotation, cellular component: plasma membrane. The record is from RefSeq and is a predicted model, not a curated record. The annotation marks the transcript as partial. The transcript has a single exon.
AUGGGCGGCGCCGGCGGCGUGAAGACGCGGCUCGUGAAGAUCGGCGCCUCCAACGCGGGCCACGCGCCGCACAACCGCCUCGUGACGGCCAAGUUCACCCUGCUCAACUUCCUGCCGCUGGCCCUCUUCGCCCAGUUCCGGCGCGUGGCGAACCUCUACUUUCUGCUCAACGGCAUGCUCAUGAUGUUCGCGGAGGUCACGGGCGCGUUCAACUCUCCCUACACGUCCUACACGACGCUCGGCCCGCUGAUGUUCCUCAUCACGAUCUCGCUCAUCAACGACGCGCUGACGGACAUCCAGCGCCACCGCGCGGACAUGCGCAUGGACGCGACGGCCGUCGACGUCGUGAGCCGCGGCGGCGGCCAGCUC